Molecule: messenger RNA, 2266 nt
Organism: Centrocercus urophasianus (Greater sage-grouse)
Lineage: Eukaryota; Metazoa; Chordata; Aves; Galliformes; Phasianidae
Gene: TMBIM1
Product: transmembrane BAX inhibitor motif containing 1
Exons: 12
Coding region: 703-1638 (311 amino acids)
Biological process (GO): negative regulation of apoptotic signaling pathway
Cellular component (GO): endoplasmic reticulum; membrane; Golgi apparatus
Source: RefSeq, a predicted model, not a curated record
AGCCUGGUGCUGGACAAGGAUAUGGGGUGGUAUGGGGUAGGCACUGUAGGGCAUGAAGCCGGCUCUCUGCAUAGGGACACCUGGUUUGCAGCGGAUUGGGGACAGGAGGUGACAGCUGGCAUACACACUUGGCACCCCUGGGAUGUUCCUGGGAUGUUCCUGGGAUAGGGCUGCGGGGCUGAGACCCUGCAAACUCGUGCCAUGGGUGAGCUGAGCUAGGCAGCAAGCCUGGAGGCAUAGGGGCAUCCGUGCUGUGCUGUACCGAGCUGUGCCAUGCUGUACUGUGCUGUACCAGGCUGUGCCAAACUGCUGUAAUUUUCCAAGUUCUUCUAGGAAGGCAGAGCCCUUCCACGACUGAUCCACUCUGGGAAAGCACCAGAGAAAGUGGGGAGUGCUGGUAUCCUGCCCUGCUAGGUGCUGUGUGGAGCACCCCGUCUCCAUUGUGUUGAGGUCCCCCCCUGGCUGCCUGCCACUUAUCAGUGCUGAGUCACGGUACCAGGCAGAGCUGUGGGGACCGGGUGGUGGCCACAGGGUCACUGAGCUAGCUGGGGUGGCCUGGCUGGUGACCAUAGGUUUCGAUGCCCUGUUCUGAAAGAGGAAAUGGAUCAUGCGUUGGGGUUCUGUGCCCAGAGAUAGAUUCUGCCAUAAGUGCCACGGGGAAGUGACCCCGUGAGGUGCCCAGCAGGACAGCUCGCAGCUGGCAUGGCGCAGCCCAGCGCACCCCCCCCGUACGACGACAAGAACCCCCUCUAUCCCCCCAGUGCCUACCCCCAGCCCUCCCACUAUGCUGGAGGGUACCCACAGCCAGGGGGGUAUCCUACACCUGCGGGCUAUGCAGCUCCAGGGGGGUAUGGGACACCAGGAGGGUACCCACAGCCAGGGAUGGCUAUGCCCACCAUGCCCAUGCGCUUUGGUGAUAACUAUGGAGGUGAGGGUAUGGGAGGCAGCUCCCCCAUCCAGUCGGCUGACUGGGAUGACAGAAAAGUACGGCACACCUUUAUCCGCAAGGUCUAUGCCAUCAUCUCCGUGCAGCUGCUGGUGACAGUGGGGAUCAUCGCGAUGUUCACCUUUGUCUCACCUGUCCGCUCCUUUGUCCAGAGGAAUGCUGCCAUCUACUACUCCUCAUAUGCUGUCUUCCUGGUGACCUACCUGGUGCUGGUCUGCUGCCAGGGCCCCCGGAGACGCUUCCCGUGGAACAUCAUUCUGCUGAGCAUCUUUACCUUGGCCAUGGGCUUCAUGACAGGGACCAUUGCCAGCACGUACCGGACUAAUGCUGUCCUCAUCGCCAUGCUCAUCACCGCCAUUGUGGCCAUCAUUGUCACCAUUUUCUGCUUCCAGACCAAGGUUGACUUUACGUCAUGUCCGGGGCUCUUCUGUGUGUUGGGCAUCGUGGUCAUGGUAACAGGGAUCGUCACAGUCAUCGUUCUCUCCUUCAAAUAUGUGCCCUGGCUCCACAUGCUGUAUGCAGCCAUCGGGGCUAUUGCUUUCACCCUGUUCCUGGCCUAUGACACGCAGCUGGUGCUGGGCAACAGGAAGAACACGCUGAGCCCUGAGGAGUACAUCUAUGGAGCCCUCACCAUCUACACUGACAUUGUCUACAUCUUCACUUUCCUCCUGCAGAUUGUGGGCCGAGAUUGAGCCCCUGCUUGGGACCCCUUACCCCCACCUCAAAAUGCUUCUUUCUCUUUCCUCCAUUGGCCAAGCUACUCUUCUCCCAGCCCCCCAGUCACCAGCCAGGCUCCUGGUAUCCCCAGUUGGGAUACUGCUGACUACCACGGCUGCAGCCCCUCUGCCAUCCAGUUGUCCCCAUGAGGCCACUCACUGCCCCAGAGCUCCAAGGCACCGGGACCAGGGAUGACACUGGGGUUGUCCCCAUGGGUGGGACGGCCAGAGGUGCUCCCAGCAUGGAGGGGUGCUCUGCUCGCUUGUAAAUAGGCUUUGAAGCUGGUACCUGUGUACAGUUCUGCCUGGUGUCCUCGGUGCUUCAGCACCCCUUGAUUGUGGCCUGCUGGAGGAGAAGGGUUCCCUGUGUCCCACACUUGGGCCCUGAGGCUCUCUGGCCCAGGGGGAUUGCCAGCAGCCAAUGGGACAGUGCUGGGCUCUGCCUGGGGCCCGGGCUCCAUUCAGUGCCUUAAAUGCAGCGUUGGCCUUUGCCCUGGGCACAGCUGGGCCUGGUAGGCCUCAGGCCCCAUUGGUCUCUCUGCAGGCCUGGCCUUGGGCCACGCUCAAUUGUUACACAUGCUCAAUAAAACACUUUAAUUUUCCA